AUGGCAGCCUCGCCAUCCUCGACGAUACUCGUUGCACCUCUUGCAGAUGGCUCGUCUACACCCAUAGCAGAUGCGCUACAAAGCCCAGGCCUCACCCUUUUGCUCAAAACCUUGCCCUACCUCCAAAAUGCAGCUGUAUAUAUCUACCAAACGACACUGGCUGUCCUGCGCUCAUCGACCUACUUUAUCGGUCGGAACCUCUACUUGCCGAUACCCAUCAUCCUGUUUCUGCUGUCGCCAGUGACGGUCUUCCUGAAAUACCUGCUUUGGGUGUUCGUGCUAGGCCCAUACCAUGCUCUGGUCUAUCUAGCCGAAGCGCUGCAUCCGAUAUACGUGUUCUGUGGGGUGGCAUGUUUGACUGGAGCUGUUAUCGGGCUUGUGGGGAGGACGCUGACCGGGAUGGUGGUCGCGACUGUGCUACCACCUGAUCCCGAUCUGGACGAGGAAGAAGAGGAUGGAGAAGAGAAGAUAUCGAAGAAGGUGGAUUUGAAGGGCAAGGGGAAGGCAAGUUCGGUCAAGGAGGAGGAGGGAGAGGAGGAGUUGGACUAUGACGAGGAAGAGGAUGACGAGAGAAAGCCCCUUUCAAGACUGGCGAGGAUGAAACGAGAGCUCGAUGAUUGA
Messenger RNA from Coprinopsis cinerea okayama7#130, 621 nucleotides. RefSeq lists its product as hypothetical. NCBI's taxonomy places the organism in Eukaryota, Fungi, Basidiomycota, Agaricomycetes, Agaricales, Psathyrellaceae. The transcript has a single exon. The record is from RefSeq and is a predicted model, not a curated record. The coding region runs from base 1 to 621 and encodes 206 amino acids.